CCUUGACGUACAGUCAGCUGACUCUCAGCAGCCGUCAUUUCAGUCCUCUUCUCCGACCUUCGCCGCAGUGCACACGGGAACCUCGUCCAUUCUUGCUCAUCUUCGUCUGGUCUGCGCGUUUAAUUAUGGCUAGUCAAUCGCAAGGGAUUCAGCAGCUUUUGCAGGCUGAGAAGCGAGCGGCAGAGAAGGUCGCAGAGGCCAGAAAACGCAAGAACCGUCGUCUGAAGCAGGCCAAGGAGGAGGCGCAGGCGGAGAUCGAGCAGUACCGGCUACAGAGGGAGAAGGAGUUCAAGACCAAGGAGGCCGCGGCCCUUGGUUCCCAUGGCAACUCGGCUGUGGAGGUGGACAAGGACACGGUGGACAAGAUGGGCGGCAUCCAGAGCAGCUACCAGCAGAACCGGGAGGCCGUGCUGGGAAACCUGCUCAAGAUGGUGUGCGACAUCAAGCCCGAGAUCCAUGCCAACUACCGUGUGGCCGGAUAGAAGCCUUCCUCAACCUGCUCGUCAGCCUUCCUUACAACCCCAUCCAUCCCGUCCCAACCCCCAAACUCACCUCAUCACAUGUCCGUACAUACAUACAUACAUGUACCAAAAGAGGCAAGGGGAAAUAGAUUGACGCUGUGAAGCCACAACUCUUCUGACCACUUACCAAACAAACACCCAUUCCCAAUUUUCUGCCCCCCUGUGCAUCGCAGCUUUUGUGUUGAAUUUUUGAGCACUUGGUCCAUCAGAAGUCCACAUCAGCUGUUUGGGAGGGGAAAAUCUUUAAUUAAUGUGGUUGUUCUGGUUGAGGCUCACUUGCCUUAGCCAAGUCAUCCAGAGUAAAUCCACAAGAAAAUGGCAAGAUGAGCUGUACUGUAUGUAGAAAGAUCCAUUGAGGUCACGAGUGUGAGUUGACAUCAGCUUGUAUUGUGGCCGUCACAGUGCAGUGUUUCUCUCCCGCCCCUGAGGUACUCUCUUAACUGCUUGUAGGGUCUCACAGAUCAGUAGACUGACUUGUUUUUUUGUUUUGUUUUUGUUGUUGUUGUUAUUAUUGUGAUGGACAAUUGUGUGUUUGUUUGUGCGUGCGUGUGUGUCUUUGCUAUGCAAUGUGGUGUUUUAUUUAUGAGUAACAUUUUUCUGUUAAUCAGAACGGCCCGUGACGAGAAGAGGGGGAAAAAAACAUUCCCCUCUUCCCCAUUGGAUGACUAUAUAUAAUAUUGAGUCUCACACUCACUCUGUCACCCUCUCUCAUGUGAUCUCGGAGUAAACCAACUUGAGUUAACAUUGACUGUCGUGGCAAAUUAUCUAAUAGAAAAGCCUGGAGGCCUGGUUUUCUUCAGUGUAUGACACCUGUGGGCUAUCUGUUAGCAGACUUGCCACUUCCUGUGGCACUACCAAGAUCUAUCACAGCCAUGUUCUUGAAAUAACCCCCUGUUAUUCUUGUUUUGUUUUUCCAACCCUGUAUAUCAGUGGUGUUCUGAAGCUGUAUGUAAUAGCUGACACAUUCCUCUGUUUACAUUCGGUGCUGCUGCACAGAAAAAAAGUGAUGACAAAUAAAUGGUUAUAGUGUACUCCA
Engraulis encrasicolus (European anchovy) is the source of this 1557-nucleotide messenger RNA. RefSeq names its product ATPase H+ transporting V1 subunit G1 (gene atp6v1g1). Lineage: Eukaryota; Metazoa; Chordata; Actinopteri; Clupeiformes; Engraulidae. Gene Ontology annotation, molecular function: proton-transporting ATPase activity, rotational mechanism. The transcript has 3 exons. Bases 126 to 482 code for a protein of 118 amino acids. The record is from RefSeq and is a predicted model, not a curated record. Gene Ontology annotation, cellular component: vacuolar proton-transporting V-type ATPase complex. Gene Ontology annotation, biological process: proton transmembrane transport.